CGGUGCUGCCGGUCUCCUAGCAACGGGCACGCCUGCGGCCUUGUCCCGCGGCCCCGGGUCCUGGCCCUGCCCCCCCCAGCCCCGGGGGUUCCUUCUCCGGUGUCCCCCAGUGCAGCGGCCCAACCCCAAUCCCCCCCCAGCCCGGGGGUCCUAGCCCCAUCCCCCCCAAGCCAACCCCCAGUGGGGGUCCCAGCCCCAAUCCCCUCCCCAGCCUGGAGGUCGCAGCCCCCCAGCUUUGCCUGUUCCUGCCCUAGUUGCCCCAGUGCCCCUGCUCCUGGCAUCGGGCAGGGGGCCACCCCCAAGGACCCAACGGGGGGACAGGGAUCCAGGCCACCCACCAUGGCUGGGCUGGGGGAGACCCUGCUGGGGGGCCUGGAGCAGACACCCCCGGGGGUGACCCUCACCGACACCCUCGUCGCCACGAGGAACCUGCCCCGGCUGGUGGAGACCCAGAGCCCGGAGAGCCGGUCUGAGGCGCUGAUGGCCCUCUCGACUGUCCGCUUGGAUCGGGAGAACAUCUGUGCUAUCGGGAGGCUCCAGAGCCUGCAGGAGGUUCGCAGCCUCUACCUGCAGCAGAACAGAAUCGAAAAGAUUGAGAACCUGAGCUGCCUUCCCUACCUGCGGUUCCUCUCUCUGGCUGGAAACCGCAUCCGCAAAGUGGAAAACCUGCGGCCCCUGCAACACCUGCACUUCCUGGAUCUGUCCCAGAACCAGAUAGAGACACUGGACCCAGACGAGCUGCCCCGGAGCCUGCGUCUCCUCGACUUGACAGGAAACGAAUGCACCCACCAGGACGGAUACAGAGAGCUGGUGCUGGGAGCCCUGCCCCGACUCCUGCAGCUGGAUGCCCAGCCUGUCCCUGCUGGCCGAGACGCUGCCCCCGACGAGGAAGAGGAGGAAGGGAUUUCUUCCAGCAGUGAGGACGAAGAGGAUGAGUCCCUCUGUGAGCUGAGUGGCCCUUUCACUGCAGGCAAAGAUUUCUUCACGGAUCUGCACCGGGAGCUGGCCAGGCGCUCGCAGAGGAGGCAGAGGGAAGCACUGGAUGAACACAAAACCCGUCUGGAGGAGCUGGAGGAGCGUCGGGGCCUGCUGCUGCCUCCCGCACCGCUUGGCUCAGCAGACGCAGAGACCUGCCCAGCCCUGAGCCCAGGAGCAGCCUCUGCCACAGCCCCCGGCCCCGGGUGGCCCCAGCCCUGUCCCCCAGCGCAGCCGGGGACACAGCAGUCACCACCGCCGGCAGUCGGCAGCCAGCGCGCCUGCCCACCGCCAGAGCGAGCUCCCAGCGGGAGCCGGGGCCGGACCAAGGCCCUGCAAGGGGAGACUCGUGCCACGGCCCAGCCCAGGGGAGCGAAGAAAUAGGCAGUACCCCAGUCCCGCACCAGCACAGCAUGGCAUGCAGGUGGAAUUAAAGCCUCUUUAUUCCUA
This is a messenger RNA of Dromaius novaehollandiae (emu), 1425 nucleotides long. RefSeq names its product leucine rich repeat containing 46 (gene LRRC46). The record is from RefSeq and is a predicted model, not a curated record. The transcript has 8 exons. Gene Ontology annotation, molecular function: protein binding. Bases 340 to 1359 code for a protein of 339 amino acids. Lineage: Eukaryota; Metazoa; Chordata; Aves; Casuariiformes; Dromaiidae.